CGCGCCGGGCACCUCGCGGCGCGUGGCCCUCACACUCCCGCCCGAGAUGAAUGCUGCGGCAGACGCCGAGUUCAACAUCCUCCUGGCCACCGACUCCUACAAGGUUACUCACUAUAAACAGUACCCACCCAAUACAAGCAAAGUUUAUUCCUACUUUGAAUGCCGUGAAAAGAAGACAGAAAACUCCAAAAUAAAGAAGGUGAAAUACGAGGAAACAGUAUUUUAUGGGUUGCAGUACAUUCUUAAUAAGUACUUAAAAGGUAAAGUAGUGACCAAAGAGAAGAUCCAAGAAGCCAAAGAAGUGUAUAGAGAGCAUUUCCAGGAUGAUGUCUUUAAUGAAAAGGGAUGGAACUACAUUCUUGAGAAAUACGAUGGGCACCUUCCAAUAGAAAUAAAAGCUGUUCCUGAGGGCUAUGUCAUUCCCCGAGGAAAUGUUCUCUUCACAGUGGAAAACACAGACCCAGAGUGUUACUGGCUUACAAAUUGGAUUGAGACUAUUCUUGUUCAGUCCUGGUAUCCAAUCACAGUGGCCACAAAUUCUAGAGAGCAAAAGAAAAUAUUGGCCAAAUAUUUGCUGGAGACAUCUGGUAACUUAAAUGGUCUGGAAUACAAGUUACAUGAUUUUGGCUACAGAGGAGUUUCUUCCCAAGAGACUGCUGGCAUAGGAGCAUCUGCUCAUUUGGUUAACUUCAAAGGAACAGAUACAGUAGCAGGAAUUGCUUUUGUUAAAAAAUACUAUGGAACAAAAGAUCCUGUUCCAGGCUAUUCUGUUCCAGCAGCAGAACACAGUACCAUAACAGCCUGGGGGAAAGACCGUGAAAAAGAUGCUUUUGAACAUAUAGUAACACAGUUUUCAUCAGUGCCUGUAUCUGUGGUCAGCGAUAGCUAUGACAUUUACAACGCAUGUGAAAAAAUAUGGGGUGAAGACCUAAGACAUUUAAUACUGUCAAGAAGUACAGAGGCACCGUUAAUAAUUAGACCUGAUUCUGGAAAUCCUCUGGACACUGUAUUGAAGGUUUUGGAUAUUUUGGGUAAGAAGUUCCCUGUUACUGAGAAUGCAAAGGGCUACAAGUUGCUGCCACCCUAUCUUAGAAUUAUUCAAGGGGAUGGAGUAGAUAUUAAUACCUUACAAGAGAUUGUAGAAGGCAUGAAGCAAAAAAAAUGGAGUAUUGAAAACAUUGCCUUUGGUUCUGGUGGAGCUUUGCUACAGAAGUUAACGAGAGAUCUCUUGAAUUGUUCCUUCAAGUGUAGUUAUGUUGUAACCAAUGGCCUUGGGAUUAAUGUCUUCAAGGACCCAGUUGCUGAUCCCAACAAAAGAUCCAAAAAAGGUCGAUUAUCUUUACACCGGACACCAGCAGGGAAUUUUGUUACACUUGAGGAAGGAAAAGGAGACCUUGAAGAAUAUGGUCAUGAUCUCCUCCAUACUGUCUUCAAGAAUGGGAAGGUGACAAAAAGCUAUUCAUUUGAUGAAAUAAGAAAAAAUGCAGAGCUGAAUAUCGAACUGGAAGUAGCACCUCAUUAGGCUUUACGAGUGGGUGUGUGUGCUCGCCUGCGUGUGUGUGUGUACGUGCAUGCACGCACGCGGACACCUGUGUGUAUGUAAUAAUGUUUAUUGUACAGAUGUGUGGGGGUUUCUUUGUGUUUUAUGAUACAUUACAGCCAAAUUAUUUGUUGGUUUAUGGACAUACUGCCCUUUCGUUUUUUUUUUUUUUUCCAGCGUUUAGGUGAUCUCAAAUUAGGAAAUGCACUUAACCAUGUAAAAGAUUAAUGCUAAGGCAAGCUUUUUAGGGCCCUUUGCCAAUAGAUAGUAAUUCAAUCUGGUAUUGAUCUUUUCACAAAUAACAGAAUCCAGAAACUUUUAUAUAUAACUGAAGAUCACAUAAAACAGAUUUGCAUAAAAUUAUCAUUGAUUGCUUUAUGUUUAUAUUUAACUUGUAUUUUUGUACAAACAAGAUUGUGUAAGAUAUAUUUAAAGUUUCAGUGAUUUAACAGUCUUUCCAACUUUUCAUGAUUUUUAUGAGCACAGACUUUCAAGAAAAUACUUGAAAUAAAUUACAUUGCCUUUUGUCCAUUAAUCAGCAAAUAAAACAUGGCCUUAACAGAGCUGUUUAUGUUAUUGUACAAUUUGAAAAUUAUGUCGGGACAUACCCUAUAGAAUUACUAACCUCACUGCCCCUUGUAGAAUAUGUAUUAAUCGUUCUACAUUAAAGAAAAUAAUGGUUCUUACUGGAAUGUCUAGGCACUGUACAGUGAUUAUAUACGUUGGUCAUUGUAUUGUACCAGUGAAAUGCCAAAUUUGAAGGCCUGUACUGCAGUUUUAUAUGUCAGAUAUUGCCUGUGGCUCUAACAUGCACCUCAAGAUUUUAAGGAGAUGUUUUUAGAGAGAAUUUCUGCUUCCACGAUAGAAUAUAUACAUAAAUGUAAAAUAUUAACAAAAGUGGAAGUAGUGUAUUUUAAAUUACACUUCUGAAUUUAUUUUUCCUAUUCUAUAGCUGAUACGACUUAAAUGAAUUACUGGAAUGGGUAGUGAGUGUACUUAUUUUAAAUGUUUUGAUUCUGUUAUAUUUUUCAUUAAGUUUUUUAAAAAUUAAAUUGGAUAUUAAAUUGUAUGGACAUCAUUUAUUAAUUUUAAACUGAAUUCCUCAAUAAAUAAUGCACAAGCAAGUUCUUAAAUGAGGAUAAAUUAAAGCAUGAUGACAUGAGUUUGAAGAGAAGAAUCUUAACCAAGAGUAGUAAGUUGGCUACAUUCAAAGUGUUCAACAUCAAAAAUGUUCUAGAGUGAUUAACUGCUAGAUUCUGAGUCAGUCAUCACAUCUGACAAGAGACCAGUUUUGUUUUAAUGAUUCUUGUCUAUUUACGUCUGUUCUAAGGCAGGAGUUGGCCAACUGUGGCCAAGUUCAGACUGCUUUCUUUUUUAUAAUAAAUACCUGUUGUCUAUGACUGCUUUCUUGGGACAGUGCAGAAAUCAAGUAGUUACAUAGUGACCAUAUGACCCACAAAGCAUGAAAAGUUUAUUAUCUGGCCCUUUGCAGAAAAAGUUUGUCGACCCCUGAGGUCAAAGAAAAGGAGUGUGUGCCUUGAAGUUUAAGAGAAAUGUUGAUUUCCAGGGACAGGAGGAAACUAUGUUGAUAAGGAGUUUGUCUUUCUUUUGUCCUUUCUGUUCUUAUUUAAGAAUCUGAUCUUGGAAGACCAAUUUUGAAAGCUUUACUAACAUGACUUUAAAUGUGAAAUUUAAAAAACUGAAAAGCCAUAAAUCAUUUGUCCUAAACAGUUACAAGAGAAAGGUAUUUAUCAGUAGAAUAAUGUCUCUUAAAAACAUCAUUAAAAAGAAGGUGGGUUUUGCAGAUGAUUCUAAACACUAGUUUAUUGAAAAUAAUAAGCACUGUUCACUUUUAUUAAGAGUUUUCAUCCUGUAAUUCCUAGUGGAAAAUAAUUUUAAGCUAAUUCUUUUAAAUGUAUCUAAGCAAAAAUUAGUAUUAAAAACACAGCUUUCUUCACAGAAUGUGCUAAGGGGCUUUUAGAGAAUUAAAACACCAUAUUUAUUACCAAAUAACAACUUUGAUAACCACCCAUAAUUUUGAUUUUGUUUAAAACAUUGGAAUUAUACUACAGAUAAUAUUCUUUGUGUUCUGUGACUCUCAGCAGUUUCAGAGUAGCUAGGGGAUUUUAUUUUCAGACAUCCGGUGAAUGCUAACAUCUGUGCAGUAGUGCAUGGCGUAGAAGGAGAGAGGUGGAAUGAUUAAUUCUAUUAGCCACUUGGAACUGAGUAGUCUGAAUUUCUGUGACUAAGCACUUAAUAUUUGGCCAUCCCCAUUCUCAGUAGCAAAUGGUUGACAUAGUUAUCAAUUAGAAUUCUGCUGUGUGUCACCUUUAAAUCAGCCUAACUCUUCCAGACAAAAGCAAAUGGCAUGUUUGGGUUUGCUUAAGUCAUGAGAUUUGCAGUUGACAUCAGUUAAUCCCUCUCAGUUUCAUAAUAUCAUGAAGUAUUUGUAUUUUAAAUAGAAGAUAGGAGUUCUGUGUUAAGACUCUUUAUUUGUACUCUAUACUUCAAGUCAAAUGGUUUUAAUGAUUAUCCCUUAUUUCCUUUAUUGAAAUAAAUUGUUAUGAAAAUAUUUUAUAAUGAAACUCAUCUUGGAAAACUAGAAAGAGAAAAAUGGCAAGGUAAUUAUUGUUCUGUUUGCCAUAAUUUAGAAUUCAACACUUAAACAAGUAUUUUGUAGUUUUACAUUCCUUUUUAACCCAUUCAGUGGAGAAUGUCCAGCUUUUCUCCCAAGUUGUAUGUUAAUUCUAAUAUGUAUAUUACAACAUCAAAGAUAAAACAUGUAAUAAACAUGGAAAUAAAGUUUAGCUCUAUUAGUGAAAUGUUAAAUUUGACUGUGUGCUUCAAAUAAUGGCCAUUUCCAGAUUUACCCUCUUUUAGGUAUUCCUCCAAUUCAAAGAAUUAGAAAAUGAGAGACAGGCAUUAGGGAUGACUCCUCUAUUUUCUGCCUUGUGUAGCUAUCUGAAUGGCAGUGCCUCUUACUAAAGACACUGGAGAGAGACCAGAUUUGGGGGGAAAGGGCACAAUUCCUAGGUUAAGAUCUGAGAUGCCAUUGAGACAUUUAAAUGUGGAUAUUAGGUAGUUGAAUUUACAGAUUGGGGACAGGAGGGUCUCCAGGUAUGAAUUUGAUGUACAGCUGGUCAUGAAAGACACAGGAAAGGGUACUUCUCUAGGGAGACAGACUAUGCCCUGGCAAACCACAUGCCAAAUCCAUCCUGUCUGUUUUUGUAAAUGCAGUUUGAUUGGAACAAGCCAUGCACAUUAGUCUGAUUAUUGCCUAUGGCUGCUCUCAUGCUACAGUGGCAGAGCUGAGAAGUUGUGACAGACCUCAAGGCCUAUGGAACCUAAAAUAAUUCACUUUAUGGGCCUUUAAAGAAAAAAUGUGCCAAUCUCUGCUGGAGGGUAUAAGGAAAGGAGGACCAAGGGCAAACCCAGAGGAACUCUAAAAAUCUAAGUGGCAGAAGCUAAGCAGGCAAAGAAGACUGACAAGUAGCAGCUAAAGAGAUGAGGGGAAAACCAGGAGGAGUAAAGGAAGGAUGAAAGAAGGGAGUGUUUCUGCACGGUGUUGGAGAUGUGCUGAGAGACCAAGUAGAGUGAGGGAUGAAAAGCGUCAACUGCAUUGAACCUGGAGAUAACUAGCGGCUUCCCAGCAUUCCCUGCACAGUGGCAGAGGCAGCACACGGCAGAAAGCCGCUACCUUACAAAACUCUGAAUUCUGGAUAUAAAAAGGAAACAAGUGAGGCAACAGUUUGUCUUCCUUUCCCUUCUUAGCUACUGCUUUAAUUCUGAAAAGGACUCGGGAAAGAGGGAGAAGUUGACGAUAACAGAGCCAAAAGGAAUCCGUGAGGGGCAUGGGGUCGAAAACACUUGCCAUGAUGGGACAGGUGCUCAUGCAGGCCAUGGUUUUCCCUGUGAAGUCAGAGACCAAAGGAGAUUGCGCUUUGGGGAAAGGAGGCUUUUAAAUAGUUUUUGUGGAGAAUACAGUGACCGGAGGCAUAGUACGACUAUAGCACAGUGUGGAGGACCCAACUGUUUGGUGACAACUUAAAAGUGAAAGUUGGCCUAUUGCAAUGCUUUUGUUCCCUUUCAUAGUAGCACGCCGAUGCCUGGGUACAGACACAGAGAACAUGGAGAUACUUAGUGUUUUGCCAGAUGAGUUAUGCUAAGUGAAUAAUUGCCAAAAUAAUGUUCCUACAUAUCUAAACCGGAGAGGUAAGGACAUGAGAGCUACCCAGAGCACUGGGAAGGUAGUAGGGAGCCCAAUGGACAGUGUGCUAGCAGCUCUGGUCUACGUUGCUGGAACAGGCAGGUUUGGAAGAACAGGAAACACUAGUCUCAGUAUGCUUGGAUCAAUGAUCAGAGAGGAGCAAGUUCAUGGUAUAGUACUUUCCAGGGUAUGACCUUGCAGUGGCUGAAUGCAGAAGAUCUUGAGACCCAAAACAAGAACAGGAAAGACAGCAGAAGUUGAGGUAGAAGAAAGCUGUAUAAGGCACCAGCAUGUUCCGUGAAUGAAGGGAAGGGACCCAGAGGUCAGCAGGAGGCAGCAACAAUAGGUGGUGUGAACUUCAAAGGGAUCAGGCAGUGGAGACCACUGACCCAGGUCAGCCUGCGAGAGGAGGCACUCAGCCUCCUCAUGGUGUCCAAGCACAUACGGACAAGUGGAGAGACAGACACAAAGCACUUAGUGUGUUGCCGGCUGUUUGAUGACCUUUACCAGGCACUAGUCAAUAUCUGUUGACAUAACGGAGGGAAGGAAUAAUCUCAAUAAGAAAUUCCUUGAUUUUAUUAGCAUGCUAUAAACACCCCUUCUGCUGACACAGGCCCAAGUGUUCACGCCUUUAAUGCAUUUUUGAAAUUGCUUGUUUUUAAUGUUUCAAGAUUUACAUUUUGUUUAGUUCUUUUAAAAAGAGCAACCAAAGCAUUCUGCAGCCAAAUAAAACCAGUCACCUCGCCUGUA
Messenger RNA from Mustela erminea (ermine), 6497 nucleotides. RefSeq names its product nicotinamide phosphoribosyltransferase (gene NAMPT). The transcript has 11 exons. Gene Ontology annotation, biological process: NAD+ biosynthetic process. NCBI's taxonomy places the organism in Eukaryota, Metazoa, Chordata, Mammalia, Carnivora, Mustelidae. The coding region runs from base 47 to 1522 and encodes 491 amino acids. The record is from RefSeq and is a predicted model, not a curated record. Gene Ontology annotation, molecular function: nicotinamide phosphoribosyltransferase activity.